AUGAGAAGAGGCGGACGCACCUCGACGAUGCCACCGGCAGCACAUGUCCCAUCCUACGCAUCGCAGCACACAUCACGGCUGGAGGCUGGCCAAGCCUGGGCAGGGGCAGCAGGCAGGACGGGGUCGGGCCAGGACCAGGACCAGGGCCGGGGUUUGGGCCAGGGCCAGGGCCAGGGUCCGGCCCUGGGCCGUCAUGGUUCAUGCUCAGGUUCGUCGGUGAGCACCGAGCACGACGACGAGCACGCAGACGAGUCCCGACGAGCAGCCAUCGGCCUCGCUGCCGAGAGAUGGCCGAGUAUAUCAUCCGACGACCUCCCCGGCCUCGCACGAGAGUCGGGAGGCUCAGCAUCGUCGCCCCUCCUCGAAACCAUCAGUGGAGCAUCGUUCGAACCGGAUACCGGGUACCAAGCUCCAGACGCCACGGCAUACCAGAGACGGCAUACCAGACACGACAUACCAGACAUUGGGCGUCGGGCAACAGGCAAUAGACAUCAGCUACCGCUCGAGGCAGCCAUCCCACGCAGCCUGCGUCGUGCCGACCGCGUCGUCCCUCCCCCCCUCCCACCGACGAUGCAUGCAAGCAUGGCUCGCCACGGAGGACUCGCCAUGACGAGGUGCCUCUCCACCGUGGCCCGGACCGCGGCCUCGGCGCACCAUGCGGCCAUGACCCUUCCCCUGACGGCACGGCCGAGCCUGACGAUGGCGUCCAAGCUCGCGGCCUCGCCCGAGUCCACGAUGCCGCCCGGCUUCUCCGCCGCCGUCGGACGGCUCAAGACGUUCGCCCUGCCCGACAAGGUCUCGGGCUCGGCCGCCGACAGGGCGACGGCGCGGGCCAUGCUCGACGCCUGGCAGGGCGACGGCAUCCUGCAAAUCGCCAUGACGCCCCUGCAGAAGCAGCUCUACAGGAGCGCCGACGCCGCGAGCCGGCGCUUCUUCGCCCGCCCGUCCAAGGAGAAGCGGGCGUGCGUCGACGGCCAGAGCUACGCCGGCUACGUCGCCUCGGGCGAGGAGAUGACGGACGGCAUCGCCGACUACUCGGAGAUUUUCACCGUCACCAAGGACCUGAGCCUCGCCGACGGGCGCGUCGCCGACGGCUGGCCCUGCCACGGGCCCUGCCCCUGGCCCGACGGGACCAUGAAGGCCGUCAUCGACCGCUACAUGGCCGACCUCGGCGCGAGCGGGGAGAAGCUGCUGCAGCUGAUUGAGCUCGGGCUCGAAAUCCCCGCCGGGUCGCUGACGGGCUACACCGAGGAUGGGUGGCAUCACAUGAGGGUGCUGCGCUUUCCCGCGCGGCACCGCACCAACGGCAAAGGCAAGGCCGGCCGCGGCAUCGGCUCCCACACGGACUACGGCCUGCUCGUCAUUGCCAACCAGGACCACGUCGGAGGACUCUUCGUGCGGCCUCCGCAGGGGGGCGGCUUUGCCAACUGGCAGCAGAGCGCCGCCGGCAUGAAGGAGGACGAGCCCGGCUGGACGUACGUGCCGCCCUCGCCCGGCGUCUACACCGUCUUUCCCGGCGACAUGCUGCAGUACAUGACCAACAACAGGCUCCUGUCGACGCCCCACAAGGUCGGCCUCAACACGCGCGAGCGCUUCGCCUUUGCCUACUUUCACGAGCCCAACUUCCGGUCCGUCAUCCGGCCGCUGCCGGGCCACGACGGCGGCCAGGAGCCCCGGCAGGGCGUCCACUACGGCACCCACUUUACCAACAUGUGCCUGCGUAACUACCCGGACCGCGUCACCACCAAGCGCAUGGUGGCCGAGGACCGGUUUCCGAUGCUCGCCACGUCGGCGCUGCGAAACGACGACGCGACGACGGGCAGCCGCUCGUAG
Drechmeria coniospora is the source of this 1833-nucleotide messenger RNA. Its product is annotated as 2-oxoglutarate-dependent ethylene/succinate-forming enzyme. The record is from RefSeq and is a predicted model, not a curated record. Bases 1 to 1833 code for a protein of 610 amino acids. The transcript has 5 exons. NCBI's taxonomy places the organism in Eukaryota, Fungi, Ascomycota, Sordariomycetes, Hypocreales, Ophiocordycipitaceae. Gene Ontology annotation, molecular function: dioxygenase activity.